AUGUCAAGAAACACAACAGAGACCUCGACUAACCCUCACUCAGCUCUUCUAGGUCUGUUCCUGGGAAGCAUUUCACUGACCACCAUUGUCAUGAAUAUAUUAGUACUAUGCGCUGUGAAAACUGAGAAGAAGCUGCGAACAGUUGGCAAUUUAUACAUUGUCAGCCUCUCUGUUGCAGAUCUUAUAGUUGGCGCAGCUGUUAUGCCCCUGAAUAUUGUUUAUCUCCUAAGUCCUGUGUGGACUCUGGGCUUACCAGCCUGUUUGUUCUGGCUGUCGAUGGAUUACGUGGCCAGCACUGCAUCCAUUUUCAACCUCUUCGUGUUGUGCAUUGACCGCUAUCGUUCCGUUCAGCAACCACUGAAAUAUCUCAAGUACAGAACAAAAAUGAGAGCAUCGCUAGUGAUUUUGGGAGUUUGGUUGCUCUCUUUCACGUGGGUCAUUCCAAUCCUGGGAUGGCACGUCUUUGCUAAUAAUGGGGAAAGGACAGUAAAGGAAAACCAGUGUGAAACUGAAUUCUCUGAAGUCACCUGGUUUAAAGUGUUCACAGCCAUUGUCAACUUCUACCUACCCUCCAUCAUUAUGUUAUGGUUCUACUAUAAAAUAUUCAGAGCUGUUCGAAAACACUGUCAGCACCGAGAGCUCCUCGACAGAUCACAAUGGUCUUUCUCAGAAAAAAACCCCGUACAUCAUAGCAAGACAAAGGAUCAGCAAAAUAUUUGCCUCCAAAAGCAAAUCUUAGAUGAGAACACCCCUCCCAAAGACAAGCAAAGCUCCUCUCAGCCCAAAAAUAAGGAGGCAGAGCUUCCUGUCAGUAAUCCUGACAAGUCUUCAAAGGCAUUCGUUAGCAAGAGUAACAGGAAAGUGCUCAAACUGAGCUGUUUUCCUCUCACCACUGCCCAGUCUGAGCCAGGCCUGGCCGCAGCAGGAAAGCAGCACAUGUGUGUAACAAAAGAUGAGGAAAAUGAAGAGGAGCCUUGCUCCCAAGACAGUGACUUAAGUGACGGGUCAGCCAAGGAUAGUUUUGCAGGGGAGGUACCCUGUACGGAGCACUCCAGUCCUAACCCUGAAGGAGUCCGCAUUCCUCAAGAAAAGACUGUGGACAGGGAUUUUGGAGGACUGACUUACCUGAGGAAAACCUGUCAGAGCCUGCAUGCCCGUUCCAGUAGCUGCAUUCAGGGACCUCACGGACACAGGGAGAGCAAAGCUGCCAAGCAGCUAGGGGUCAUCAUGGCAGCCUUCAUGCUGUGCUGGAUUCCCUAUUUUGUGUUAUUUAUGGUAAUAGCUUUCCAUGGCCAUGAAAGAUUUUCAAAAUUACACAUGUUCACUAUAUGGCUUGGCUAUGUGAACUCCACCCUAAAUCCAUUCUUGUAUCCACUUUGUAACCAGAAUUUCAAGAAGACAUUCAAAAAGAUCCUUCACAUUCACUGA
Molecule: messenger RNA, 1428 nt
Organism: Pterocles gutturalis (yellow-throated sandgrouse)
Lineage: Eukaryota; Metazoa; Chordata; Aves; Pterocliformes; Pteroclidae
Gene: HRH1
Product: histamine receptor H1
Exons: 1
Coding region: 1-1428 (475 amino acids)
Biological process (GO): positive regulation of vasoconstriction; chemical synaptic transmission; regulation of vascular permeability
Cellular component (GO): membrane; dendrite
Molecular function (GO): G protein-coupled serotonin receptor activity; neurotransmitter receptor activity; histamine receptor activity
Source: RefSeq, a predicted model, not a curated record